AUGUCGUCAGGAGCGAUGGUGAGCAGCGGCUGCUCGUCCCCCUGCGAGGUGUCCUGUCCCCAGCCCUACGCGGACGCCUGGAGCCAGCCCUGUGUCACCUCCUGCGGGGACUCGCGGGCCGUGGUCUACCCUCCGCCCGUGGUCAUCACCUUCCCGGGGCCCAUCCUCAGCUCCUGUCCCCAGGAGAGCAUCGUGGGCACCUCCUUCCCGUCGGGGGCCACGGGAUCUUCUGGGUCCGGGGGCGCCAUUGGGGGAUCCUACGGAGGGGGCAGCGGCUCCCUGGGGGGAAUUGGGGGAUCCUAUGGAGGCGGUUCCAUUGGUGGGUCCUAUGGAGGGAGCAGAUCCUUUGGCUCCGGGGGUUCCUACGGAGGGAGCAGAUCCUUUGGGGGCAGAAGAUCCUUUGGCUCCUCAGGCGGGGGCUUCGGGGGCUCCUGCGGUGGGGGCAGCUCCUUUGGGGGCGGCUCCUGUGGAGGGGGAUCCUACGGAGGGGGCAGCUCCAGGAGGUUUGGAGGAGGAAACUGUGGCUUCUUUUAUUUCUGA
Molecule: messenger RNA, 540 nt
Organism: Passer montanus (Eurasian tree sparrow)
Lineage: Eukaryota; Metazoa; Chordata; Aves; Passeriformes; Passeridae
Product: beta-keratin-related protein-like
Exons: 1
Coding region: 1-540 (179 amino acids)
Cellular component (GO): intermediate filament
Molecular function (GO): structural constituent of cytoskeleton
Source: RefSeq, a predicted model, not a curated record